This is a messenger RNA of Sphaerulina musiva SO2202, 3349 nucleotides long. Its product is annotated as dimeric dihydrodiol dehydrogenase. NCBI's taxonomy places the organism in Eukaryota, Fungi, Ascomycota, Dothideomycetes, Mycosphaerellales, Mycosphaerellaceae. The record is from RefSeq and is a predicted model, not a curated record. Bases 154 to 1359 code for a protein of 401 amino acids. The transcript is spliced from 2 exons. Gene Ontology annotation, molecular function: nucleotide binding.
AAAAAACCCACCUCGUUUGUGAUCUCAGAUACAUCCAUUGAUUGAUUUGUUGUCCAUUGACACCACAACUCAGUAGAACUCACUCUCGCCCAAACCGAACACUACCUUACCUAACCGAUUAUUCAUUCUCCUUCCUACCGCACGCACCCCGCAAUGUCGAAAAAAUUCCAGCUCAAAUGGGGAAUCCUCGCAACAGGAGGCAUAGCCGAAUCCUUUGCACGAGAUCUCUGGCCAAACCCCGAAACCAGAGGAGUCAACGACAUUGAACAUGUCGUCGUCGCCGCCGCCUCCUCGUCCUCUGCCGAUCGGGCUCAAGCCUUUUUGAAAGAAGUGCGAGCGCCCGAGUCGGCAAAAGCAUAUGGAUCCUAUGAAGAGUUGGUGCAGGAUCCGAAUGUGGAUAUUGUGUAUGUGGCGACGCCGCAUAGUCAUCAUUAUCAGAAUUCGAGGCUUGCGUUGGAAGCGGGAAAGAAUGUUCUAUGUGAAAAGGCUUUUACGACGAAUGCGAAGCAGUUGGAGAUUUUGAUUAAGAUUGCUAAGGAGAAGAAUCUUUUUCUUAUGGAGGCGGUUUGGACCCGCUACUUCCCCCUCUCCAUCUACGUCCGCGAAACCAUCACCUCAGGCAAACUCGGCCCCGUACACCGCGCCUUCGCAGACCUCAGCAUCGGCGCCCCACCAGCAACCACCUUCCCCGACAACCACCGCAUGGUAAACCUCGCGCUCGCGGGCGGCGCACUCCUCGAUUUAGGAAUCUACGCUCUCACUUGGGUGUUUCAAACUCUCUACCACACACAACCCGCUCCCCAGCCAGCUCCCAGUGUAGUUUCCACAUCACGAAAAUACAAAACCGGCGCCGAUGAAUUGACGUCUAUGAUUUUGACUUUCCCUCGUGCAGAUGGGACUUCUGCGCACGGAAUUGCUACGACGGGAAUGCCGAUUUCUGCGGAUCCUGAUGGGAAAGGGACGGCGGGACCUGCCAUUCGAGUGCAAGGAGAAAAAGGGGAAAUUCAAGUCUUUCAUCCGGCGUAUCGGCCUACGAAGACGAGGUUGUUGCUGAGUGAUGGGACGGUGGAGGAGAAGACGUUUGAUAUGCCGGGUCCGGGAAAAGGUUCGGGGUGGUCGAAUGGGUUUGGCGAUAGGAGUGGUUGGGAGGCUGAGGGAGUGGGACAUGGCAUGUUUUAUGAGGCGGAUGAGUGUGCGUAUGCGUUGCGAGAUGGGAGAAAGGAAGGUCGGUAUGAGGGGCUGGAGGAGAGUUUGGUGAUUAUGAAGACGAUGGAUGAGGUGAGGAAGCAGAAUGGGCUGGAGUUUCCGGAAAAUAUUGAGACUACGGAUUACCCCGUGGACUUGUCGAGCCGGUCGUGAGGUACUAGCCAUAUGUAUACGCAUGCCUGACCAUGUAGCAUAGUGAGAGAGCUACCUUACCUACUGACGGGCUUUGGUCAUCCUCAUGGUGACCAGUCUCCCAAUGAAAAGCAAUGAUUGGAACGCCCCCAACACCUCGCUGUUUUCCAUCUGUAAAAGUUCGCAUAGCUAGCAACGAAUCACCUCAUCCAGAAGAAGGAGAAGAAGAUCGGAGGGGUCCCCUUCCCUUGCUCCUGUCAAAAUCAAGCACCCGUCUGCUCUUGUGCAUCUGCGCCAUUCUCCACUUCACGUAGAGCAACAGCGCGUCCUUGCAGACUACAACGAGACAACCUCCCACCAGACUUCGAGCCCACUUAUUUUGCAGAAAGCCCUUAGGUCUUCGAUUCCAAAAGAGUAACGAGGGAGGUGGUUCGGCCACCCAUGUGUGUGGUAAGACGAGCUUGAGGGCUUCUCCCGCGAGACCGGCGAUGGUGGGGAAGAACAAGGCGCCGACCACGCUUUGUAGCGCAUGAUUGACCGAGAGCGAGAGGCGACGACCAUUGCCGUUGUUCGGUUGGUCUGGUGCUGGUGCUGGUGCUGGUGCGUCUUGCUGCUCCUGCUCAGCCCCAUUCAGUAUUCGGCCAUCUCGUAUCACGGGUGCGGGUGCGGCGGCGGCGGCCUCGUCUGCUCGUGGAAAGCCUCCCUCUGGUGGUAGGUUUCGUAGUGGUCGCUCUGCCUGUGCAUGGCCACCGAUUCCUCCCUGGUCUUGACCUCCUGCUAUCAUAUCAUGUGGCACGGCAGCAGGCUGUCUGUCGGCCGCUUGCUGGACCAGUCGCUCUUCUUCUUCGUCCCAAUCACCCUCGUCCCAAACAUUGUGAUCUAUCCGUAUCUCGAAGAUGUUUUCCCCUUCAAGAGCUACUUCUGCCGGAUUCUGCCCGUUAUUAGCGGCAGCAUCUUCCUCAUUUUGCUGACUCACUCGUGGCUUUAUCGCUUCGCGCCACUGUUCUUCCUUUUUUGCCCAGACCGUCUUGUAGCAAGCUUUGUAGAGUGAUCGGACAUAUGGUAGGGACGCAAACGCAAAGCCUGCAGAAGGAGGCCACGUCGCAAAGUCUGGAGAGACGCCAGAAAAUUGUGCUUGUGAAGCACAGAAGACCAUCGGUAGGACUGGUAGCACGCUAUCUGCAAGUGACGUCCGCGACAGAAUUAGCACUGGUGCGAUCAGUGGAAGGCCGAAGAGGAGUCUCCAAUUGCGCGCUCGUUCCAACACAAAGUUGGACAUCAGCUCCAUCACCUGUCCUGGAUCUCUAGCGGACACCUCUAGAGGCACCCUCUCGGUCAUGUCGAACAAAGGCUGCAGGAUUCUAUAGCUGUCUUCAGCGCCGAACACGGCGUAUAUGGCGUGGGUCCCAAACACCGCACUCAAAUGUUGCAUAGCACCGGCGAGGGCGAAGACGCUGACGGGUAUCACAGCAGUAUCGCCUAGUCUUUGCAAGGUGUUGACUGCAUCAACAAGGUAGUCUCUUGGCCGGGAUAGCCGUAUGUCCGCCUUGCACUGAGGGCAUUCGAUCUUGGGCGGGCCUAUGCCUCUACCUGCCCUAUUCCUGGGCGCUUCCACGUCUGCUAUCCAGUCGAGGAGGCAGUCUUCGUGCGCAACCAAGGCGCAUGGACAUGGAUCUCGCCAUGGCGCAGUGUCUGGCGUGUCUUCGGUCUCAUCUGAAAUGCAUAUCCAGCAUUUUUUGCGAUCCUCUUCGUUCCUGGACUGAGGCGAGGCCAUGUCCCGCGGUUCCUCGGCCUGGCCUUCCGCGUCGGCCGUGUGCUCUGCGCUGUGUACGAAGAUGGUGUCCGAAUCCUCCGAUCGCGAGCGGGCCGGGGAGCGAGAUUCGCGCGACUGUUGUGAGGGCGAGCGAUGGGAGGGCGAUGGGGAGUUGGAGUGGGGGUGGGAGUGGAGAGGCGACUCGGGUGCUUGGGAGGGUUCUAGUGGCUCUUCCGAGCGCUGCGAAGACGCUCUCCG